UUUUCCCACUCAACAAAAAAAAUAAGUUUCUUUUAUUUCUAUUCUCUUGUUCACUGCUUCGUCCAUUUCUGUGAAAAACGUUUCUGCAUUCUUCAUCUUCUAGCUCUAACCAAUCCGUGAACCCCUUAAAACCCUAGAUCGGCCGAAGCCACCACCGUUUCUCGAUUUUCGGUGGUGGAACUUCCCGUGCUGAAAAUCAAAUAUCUGUGAUUAUUUAUUUUUGAAUUUUUUCCUGGGAAAAUUGUUCCGAUUUCAGUUGCAGUUCUAGGGUUUCCUUGUUUGUGAAUUGGGGUCGGAAAUGGGAAGCAGGAAGGAAGAAGAGAAGAAUGAGAAAAUUAUAAGGGGUCUCAUGAAGCUUCCGCCAAAUCGAAGAUGUAUCAACUGUGAUAAUUUGGGACCACAAUAUGUAUGCACAAAUUUUUGGACCUUCAUUUGCACGACAUGCAGUGGAAUACAUCGUGAGUUUACACAUCGUGUGAAGUCUGUAUCGAUGGCAAAGUUCACUUCACAAGAAGUUGAUGCUCUUCAAAAUGGGGGUAACCAGCGCGCAAGGGAAAUAUAUUUGAUUAAUUGGGACUUCCAAAGACAGCGGUUGCCAAAUAGCAGUAACAUUGAUAAGAUAAGGGAGUUUAUCAGGAAUGUAUACGUUGAUAGAAGAUAUGCUGGAGCAAAGUCUACUGAUAAGCCUCCAAGAGAUGCGCAGAGCCCUGGAAUUCAUGAAGAUGAGAUUAGGCGUGCCAGCUCUUAUCAUUCAUAUUCUCAAAGUCCUCCGUAUGAUCAUCAAUAUGAGGAUCGGCGUUAUGGGAAACAAGCAGCUUCCCUAACCAGGAAGCCUGGUUCAGAUAAAGUUCGUUAUGAAGGAAAGAUGUCUGGCAUUAUCUAUAGUCCUGGCCGCUUUAGUGAUCAUGCUCCUGCAUAUGACAGAUUUGCAAAUGAGGGAUCUGGUCCCAGAAUUUCUGACUUUUCUGUGGGUGAGCAAAUGAAAUCAGAUGUUCAGUCUCCUAAGUUUCAUAAGGACAUUGCGUUUAGCCGUCCAUCCUAUCCACGCUCUGGUUCCAGCUCAAGUGAAGAUGUAUGGUCGCAAGCAAGAAAUACAACUCUGGAAACUAAUGCCAGUGUCAAGAGAGAUGCAGAUGGAAUUCAACGUCCACAGAGAACUACAUCACUGCAACCAACAGACAGCAACUUUUCAUCCUUAAGAUCUUACAGUUCUGGUGGUAUAGUUGAUUUUUUUUCAGAACCUGUCCAAUCUUCAGCAUCCCUUCAAGAUAAAGCGUUGGGUAUUCCACGGCCAUCUGGUCCUACAAGAUCUGUUAGCUUGGAUCUUUCCAAGGCACCUCCGGCAUCAGCUUCACCUGUUGAUCUUUUUCAGCUACCAGCAGCACCAUCUCAAGCUCCACUGGAGCAUUUGUUUCAAUUAUCUGAUAUGUCAGAAGCUCCAUCUUUUAAUGGGAAUCAACCUACACAAACAUCCCAACUCACAUCGAUUGACUUAUUUGUGGAUCUUCCUCAUCAGCCACAUACUGCAACCUCAGAUGAAAAAUCACUGGAGUUACCUGUCCCUAAAAAUGAAGGGUGGGCAACAUUUGAUAUGCCUCAGUGCACAUCAUCUACUGCACAAAUGGAAAUUCCAGCUGCUGUACCUCCAAGUGCACCUUUGCAGGAUAGAUUUGAUCCAUUUUCAACCUUACAUGCGAAUAUGCAAUGGCCAUCUUUUGAAAUUCCUAGUGUCAGUGCACCUUCUUCUGUUAAUUCUAAUAUAUGGCACGAUGGUUUUGGGCAAGGAGAACAAGUUUCUGUUAUGGCAACAAACACUCAACCAUGGAAUGCAUUUGAAGAUUCUGGUACCCAUCUUCAUGUGGAUUCAGUUAGUCAAGAAUUAAAAUUGCACAAUUUCCCUUCUGCUGAUAAUCAAAUUUUGGGUUUAAGGGCUUCUGAGGUUGGUAACCAGGUACCAAAUAACGAUGGAAUGCAAGGAAUUGCUCCUAUUGAUGGAUUAGAUAAUCAUGUCAUCCCAUCACAUAGCGAUAAUCUAGGUAUCAAUCGUAAAUCAACUAAUCCAUUUGACUAUCCCUUUGAUUCUGAUGCAGAUCACAACAAUAUGUUCCUUGAUAUGAGCUCUUUGCAAGCUGCUCUGCCAGAUACUCUGUUGCCUGCCACCUUUCAUGGUGGUAUAGCUGAACCUUGGCUCCCUCAAAAUACAGUGGCCCCAUAUAUUUCCACUGCCGGAGAAGGUGGUUUGUCAUUCAUGGCUGUGCAAACACCAAGUUCGCAAUUACAGAACAUCCAGACACAGGAACCAAUUGCUUCGAUUGGGGGAAAUCCUUUUGCAUAGGAAUAUGCUGUAAUGUACUAUUGUUUUCAAGUAGAAUUUUGUGAAGCCAGUGUAGAAGGCCUUGCAAUUCAUAGUCCCUUCUAUAUUCAGGCCAUGGAUCUUUAAUUUUGUAAUUGGUCGACAUUAAAGCUAGUAUUCUUGAUUCUUGACGUUUACUAAGUGUUCUGCCAUGUAUUGAACUUAAGCCAUUGGGGUUUAGUUUGAAAGACCAAGGGUAUUUCAUUUUGUUCAUAAUUGUAAUUGUAAUUAUAAUAUAGCAUCUGAUGUUUCUUA
Molecule: messenger RNA, 2608 nt
Organism: Lotus japonicus
Lineage: Eukaryota; Viridiplantae; Streptophyta; Magnoliopsida; Fabales; Fabaceae
Product: probable ADP-ribosylation factor GTPase-activating protein AGD14
Exons: 13
Coding region: 299-2335 (678 amino acids)
Molecular function (GO): GTPase activator activity
Source: RefSeq, a predicted model, not a curated record